This is a messenger RNA of Bicyclus anynana (squinting bush brown), 4235 nucleotides long. RefSeq lists its product as uncharacterized. The transcript is spliced from 2 exons. The record is from RefSeq and is a predicted model, not a curated record. NCBI's taxonomy places the organism in Eukaryota, Metazoa, Arthropoda, Insecta, Lepidoptera, Nymphalidae. The coding region runs from base 96 to 422 and encodes 108 amino acids.
GAGGUUAUCGUACAUUAGUCAUUAGACGCCAGUCGUUCGUCGCGCCUGUACAUACGCAAAAUGACAGUUUGUUUUGAGUCGGUUUUGCGAACGACAUGCGUGUUCUGUUUCUAGUAUCUUUUUUGUGUUUUUUGUGUUUGUGCUGGACCUACGAUAUGAUUAUCGGUGAUACUGUACACAGGAAGAUGGUCUUCCAUCAGAGGGUUAAAGAUUUCGCGAUACCCUUCAAGAAGAGGAUAAAAACGUUGUCGUACAGUGAUCCGGAGAAGCGAAUUAUUAAGGGUGUAGCUGCAAUAGACAACGACUUCUCCCACGCUACCGCCAACAUCACAGAGGGUGGCGUAGGCUACUCCCACGUCACAGUGAGGAUGAAGAGUCAGAGGCACCAUCCGUUGAACUUUGAAGUCGAAAUAUACGUUUGAAAAUAACAACAGGCACUAAUAGUAUGGGAGCCCGGGAUGUUAAAUUUGCAGUUACUAAAACGUCAUUGGAAUUGAUUAGAUUUGGUAGAUUAGAUGAUAGAAAGAAUACAUGGUUAUAUACUUUUUUCGCUUUCUGCGAUGGGGAAAAAAACAAUACUUUAUAGACAAUUUUUUAUUUUUAUUUUUAUCAAAAAUCAUCAGAAAACAUGAGCGAUAACUCAGGAGAUUAGUUCAUUCAAAAUAAGCAAAAAAAUAACCGCGUUCGUGGCUCGAUAACAGGAAUAUAAGGGUUUUAUUUUAUAACAUUAGAACCCUCACAUAACUUACACUCUAACCGUCAAAUUUUCGAAAUGGACACCUAUUAGCUAACAACUCACCUACCUUAUCUUAAUCUGACGUGCUGGUUGAGUAUUUCUGAAGUAAUUAACCGACUUCAAAAAGGAGGAGGUUCUCAAUUCGGUCGGUAUUUUUUUUUUUUUUUUUUUUUAUGUAUGUACACCGAUUACUCAAAGACGCCUGGACCGAUUUCAAAAAUUCUUUUUUUGUUUGAAACGGUAUAGCCCCCAUUUGGUCCCAUUGCCAUCAUGUCAAGAUCUGAUGGUGGAAUCCUGGAGAAAUUGAGGGGAACUUUCGAAAAUUAUAUCGGUGUCUAGUGUGUUCGUAUACUUUUCCAUUUAGUACUUUUAAGCACUAUAAUUUCAUGAAGGUUUAAAGUCGAUCUGAUGAUGGAGCCAUAAAACAGACGAGGGAACUCCUCGGCGAUUUACAGCAGUUACCUUGUGUUUGGGCUUGAUUAAUUUAUAUUAAUGAGAACUUUCCACAUAGAUAGGUUGUGACUGUCAUUUAGGGGUUUGGUGAUGACGACCAAGGACAAUUAAGGGAACUCCUUAACAGUUUACAGUAACUGCCUUGUGUUUGGGCUUGAUUAAUUCGUAUUGCUGAGAACUUUCUACCUAUAGUGUCUGUUAUUGAGGUCUGAUGAUGAAGACCAAGGUCAAUUAAGAGAACUCCUUAACGGUUUACGGUAGCUACCUUGUGCUUGGGCUUGAUUAAUUUGUAUUGCUGAGAAUUUUGUACCAAGAUUUGUGACUGUCAUUAGGGGUCUGAUGUAUUCGUUUGAGAUGAAAUUUUACACUAAAAAUGGAAAAAUAAUAAAAAUUUUAAUAAAAAAAAUACAACCGACUUCAAAACCUAAAAACGUACCCACUAAACUAAAAAGUGAAAAAUAACAUCAUAAUAUGUUCUACCUGCUGAUCAGUAUGAAGGCGGUGCUUAGCCGGUGUUGUCUUAAUUAAAGCCAUUUCUGACAGGACCACAAAAACAACACUGUCUGCAAAAUCUAAAUCUAUAAGAUAUUCUCACAUGGCUUGAAUUAAUACAUUAAUACAUCACCGGCUUAGCACCGCCUUCAUACUGAUCAGCAGGUAGAACAUAUUAUGAUGUUAUUUUUCACUUUUUAGUUUAGUGGGUACGUUUUUAGGUUUUGAAGUCGGUUGUAUUUUUUUUAUUAAAAUUUUUAUUAUUUUUCCAUUUUUAGUGUAAAAUUCAUCAGAAAACAUGAGCGAUAACUCAGGAGAUUAGUUCAUUCAAAAUAAGCAAAAAAAUAACCGCGUUCGUGGCUCGAUAACAGGAAUAUAAGGGUUUUAUUUUAUAACAUUAGAACCCUCACAUAACUUACACUCUAACCGUCAAAUUUUCGAAAUGGACACCUAUUAGCUAACAACUCACCUACCUUAUCUUAAUCUGACGUGCUGGUUGAGUAUUUCUGAAGUAAGUUUUUGUUUUGGUUGCCCUAAACGUACCCACCAAUAUUAAGGGCUAAUACUUGGUGGAGGUACUGAACAACGUGCAAAGUAAACUACCUUAUGUUCAGCUGCCGCGUUUGAGUAACUCCAAAAAUCCCCUCUUCGUCUCCCCUACUAUAACAUCUAAUGUACGAGUAAGUGCAGUGUUGCCAGUAGUAAUCUACAUACUCACAGCUAUUAGGAUUAGGUAUUUAUAAAGUUUUAGAAAUUCUAAGUUGCGAGACUCGAAGUGGUUAUUCGACUAAUAUUAUGUGAUCACACUAAUAAAUAUAGAAUAGAAGAUAGUUUUAUAUUAAGUCAGAUUAGUCACACGAAAUAGUUUUCGAUUGUCAAAAUUAGGAGGAUUAGAAAUUCAAAGAUUUGGUGAUAAUGUCAUGAUUAUAUUAUUAUGUUAAAUUAAAUCCCAAGACAGCCAUUGAUGGAUUAUUCUCACGUUUCUGCAGCGCCAAUGGCAGCGAAGAGGUUCCAUAAGGCGAACCGUCAUGCACGCAGCGACCAAUACACGAUCGUUAUAGUCGUGGGUGCUGCAGAAACGUGAGAAUAAUUGAUCGUCAAUGGCGUGCAUUAUGAAAUAGUUUUCGAUUGUCAGAAUAAACGAUAGGUACCUUCUUACUGUAAAGUGGACCUUGAACUUGUUUGAACUUUGAAUAUGAUUAUUACGUCUACAUCUGGAAUUACUAGACGAAAUUUUGCGAAGUAAAAAUAUUAGCAGUACGAAAUUUACAACUUUCUUGCAAAAGAAAUGUGGUCCAUUUUAUAUUUUUGCUACAGUUUUCCAUACUUAUUCGUCAACCACCAAAUAAAACUAUGUGUAAAUGUUAUUAGAUAGGCGCAGUUGGGCUUGUGAACCCCUAGAAUUUAAGAAAUUAACUAAUUAAGGAGUAAACAUGUUUUUAUUUAUUCUUAGAACUAUUUAUCUGGAUCUUAUUAUUAAAUUCCUUUGGCCUUCAUCUUAAUAAUAAUGUAAAUAUAAUUACGAAUACAAUGUGAUUUCAGAUAGCAUUGUGGUAGUUGCCUACUAAUCGAUUUUACUAGAAGUUUAUGAAUCGAUAAAGAUUAAAGUCCAAUGAAUCUGAAAUACAUUUCAAAUGUCACGUCUUUCGGAUUUCGUCGAUAAGGCAUCGAAUUCUGCGAAAUAUGCAUUACACCUACAACAGGCAUUUGAUUAGACGAAGUCAACUGUUCGAUUGUAUAAAUUACACACUACCUACUAAGGUACUGAUCAAGAAUACCUACCUACUAAGGUAUUGAUCAAGAAUAAUGAUCUAGAAUACAAAAUAUCGUUCCGUGCCGAAUUCUGUCUGAGAAAACGAAAAGUCUAAGUGGGCAUAACGGGGAAAUAUCCUACUAAUAUUUUAAACGCGUAUGUUUGUUUGUUUGGAUGUUUGUUACUCUUAAACGCCGCAACUACAGAACCGAUUUGGCUGAAAUUUAUAUCGAAGAUAGAUAAAAUUUAAAACGAAGAUAGAUAAUACCCUAGAUUAAUACAUAGGCUACUUUUCAUCCCGGAAAAUCCAUUAUUUCCGCGGGAUUUUUGAAAAACUGAAUUCCACGCGGACGAAGUCGCGCGCGUCUACAAGUAACGAAUAUCGACGCAACUGGAAAUACUGCUAUAUCUUUCAUUGUGUUAGGACGAAAGAGAUGGGAUUGGGAGAAUGGUAUUGGACGAUAUUUUGUCCAUGCUAGGCCUUCUGUAGCUUAGUUUUGUCUUUUUGAUAUUUUUUCAAAUUAUUUAUGUUCUCAUUAAUUUUUUAUACACCAAUAUAAAACGCAAAAUCGAAAGACUAAAUAUAUUACGAGAUAUAGGUAAGUAUUGUUGUACUUUCAUAUAGAUUUAUGUAGGAACAACUCAAAAUGAACUGAAUGAUCUGAUUUUGAAUAAAAAAUGAAAAUGUUUACUAUUCGAAAAUGUUGUAUAUACUAAGUUCUUGUUUAAAUUAAGAUUUUUUAGAAAUGCAUGAAUUGAUUAAAUUAUGUAAUGUAUAUAAUAAAAUAUUUGUAUUAUCGG